UUAUCCGACACAAAUAAACGCUUCCAUCGCCCCUGCGGAGGCCGCCUCAUUGUGUGCACCGGGCGGCCUUGGGCGAUCGCUCUCCGGCUCGUCCAAGAGGGGCUCCAGACGAUGAUUUAGUGACGGCUCUUGUGCUUUUGUACCCCCCCAAACGUUGCCUCCCUAGCGGUGAUUAUUAUUAUUAUUAUUAUGCUUCCUCUUCUGACGAGACCCAAGAUAUAUGGGACGCGACGUUGCGGUGAACGACCCGAACCGAUACCGACAGCAGUGCGCUAGCGGGGCGAGACAACAUACGGCUAGCGGCUAGCUGGUUCCGAUCCAGUGCCAGGCAACUUCCAGUUAGCCAGCUAGCAUAGCCGCAUCUCCAGUUGUUGCUAGCCGGCUAACCCCGGACUACUUUACUUCCACGGACGCUCUUAUGCUACUUGCACGUCAAGCAGUCGUAAUAACCAACUAAUUACACAGUGACAGCUGGCGUUAAGCAUUUUGGAGAUGUGAGGAACGGGAGAAGACAUUGGUGAUAUCGAGCAGCCUGCGCAUCUACUCGACCCUUUGACCUUAUCUUCAGCAUGAAUGGUGAUAUGCCUCAUGUUCCCAUCACUACUCUCGCUGGAAUUGCUAGCCUCACCGACCUGUUGAACCAACUCCCACUGCCCUCGCCGCUCCCUGCCACCACCGCAAAGAGCCUGCUCUACAAUGGAAGGAUCUCCGAAGAGGUCAGCAGCCUGCUGGUGUGUCGGGAUGACAGUCUGGUGACUCAGCUGGCGCGCGGCCUCAACCAGGUGUCCACAGAACACAUAGAGCUGAAGGACAACUUGGGAAAUGAUGAGCCUGAGGGUGACAUGCCAGUGCUCCUGCAAGCUUUGCUGUCCAGAAACCCCAAGAUUUUCCGAGACAAAAGUGUGAUACAGCAACCAGCUGUGCAGCAGUAUAAGAUUUCACCAAACCAGGUGCACAGGAGUCCAGCACCAAACUAUCAGCAGACACCAGUCACUGCUCAAAGAUCAUCUGGAUGCUUCACUUCACAGCAGUCAGGGUCUGGAGCGCGGUUCAUAUCGCAGCAGACACAUUCAAACAGCCCCAUCCCGAGCCCUUAUACUCCUCAGAGUCCUGCUGACUACAUGCAGUACAGUCCACCUAGUUACUCGCAACACCAGCAGACGCAGCACGGUGGGUCCCAAGUUGCAGGAAAUAUUAGAAAUCUUCACAGUAAAGUAUCUGGGCAGCUAUCAAGUAACCCAUCCAAUCACCACUCCAAGCCAGGCUCUGAUGACGACUAUGUCAACAUCGCGCACAGACUCGGAAAUGAAGACAAUGAGCAGUCCAUGAUGGCUGCAUUGUUUCCUGUGAAGUCACCACAGUCUGUGUGUUCCCCUGAUGACAGCGAAGAACCUGCUAAAUGGUCAAGGCCUCUGCUCAUCAUGCAGUCACCUUCUGCCGAGCUUCCUUCCGGUGCGUCCCCCAACAUGCACCUUUCCUCUGCCGAGCGCAAAAAGAAGCAGAAGCAAAGGAGCAAAGCUGGGGGCGAGCAUGUGGACAAAAACGCCUUGUACGACAUUGUGAGAUCUCCGGUGAAAGACUCGGCCAGGCUGACUUUAAAGCUGUCUCGGGUGAAGACUACAGAAAAGGAAGAGUACGAAGAGCAUUCUCCCAGGACAGAGGUGGACAGCAAAGCUCAUGUGAUGAACAGUAAAAACGAGUUGCUGAGUGCUGACCAGCAGGACAUCGAGUGCAAGUUUGGUGCGGAGGAGCAGUCUGAUUGUCAGCAGGGAAACAGCAAUGAGAGUGGCUCUGUCUCAGCCGCCAUUGUGUUGGAUGACGCCGACAUCGAUGCUCUAGCUGAGAUUGAGAGGACAGAACGUGAGUCCGUCAGUGAGAGAUGGUCUAAAGAAGUCCAGGAUAAAGACAAGCCGCUGAAAAAACGCAAGCAAGACUCAUACCCUCAGGAGCCAGACGCAGAGGACGGACACGCAAUACAAGGAAGCAACAACGCCAGCAGCCAGUUGACGCCCAAGAAGAUGAACGCCGCCAGUAAUGGUUCCGCUCGUCCUGCCUUGAUGGUCAGUAUCGAUCUGCAGCAAGCUGGCCGAGGGAUAAGACAGCCCAUAGUGGUUCUCGAUGCCAAGCAUCUGUGCGACGAACACAUUUUGCGCUUUAACGCGGAAGCGGAUGUGGAUAAAGUUGACGCGCACCGCCUGCCCAUGAAUAAACAGCAGAGUGACGACUGUGAGAGGUCCAAUUUUGGUAUGCGCCCAAAGCAGAAGCCUGAAUCCAAACACAGAACUGACAGUAAAGGUGACAGUGGCAAAGGACGUGGGGACUUGCCGAGGGUGAAGCAGAGCAAAGAUUCCACCUCUCGGCACAAAGAGGACAAGAAUCACAACAGUCAAUCAGAACCCCUGAAAACCCCAACCAAGGCAGAGCAUAACUCUGCUCAUAAUGAAGACAAAGGCAGGGAGAAGAAGAAAACAAAAGAUAGUAAUGAAACCGAUAACAAUAGAAGGGAAAAAGACAGAGAUGUGGAUAAGGAAAGAGAGAAAGAAAGGGAUAGGCUCAAGGAUAGGGAUAAAGACAGAGAUAUGAAUAGGGAAAGAGAUAAAGAUAGGGACAGAAUGAAGGAUAUUGAUAAAGAUACAGAUGUGGAUAGGGAAAGAGAGAAAGGUAGGGAUAGGGUCAAAGAUAGGGACAAAAACAGGGAUGUGGAUAAGGAAAGACAAAAAGAUAGGGAUAAAAUGAAAGAGAGGGAGAAAAACAAAGUUAGGGAAAAAGAUAAGGAUCGGGAGAAAGAUAGGGACAGGGAAAAAGACGGACAUAGGGAAAAGGACAGAGGCAGGGACAAAGACAGGGUUAGAGAUAGGGAAAAGGACAGGGAGAAAGACAGAGGGAGGGAUAAGGAUCAAGAGCGAGUUAAAGACAAGGAAAAGGAGAAGGAGAAAGAAAGAGUCAGGGAGAAGGAUCCGGAUGGGGACAAAGAUCGAGCUAAGGAAAAGGAGCGGGAUAAAGAAAAAGACAAACAUCGGGAGAAGGAGAGGAAUAGGGAUAAAGUUAAGGAACGGGAGACAGAUGACAGAGUUAAAGAGAGGGAAGACAAGACAAAGAAACACAAAAUGUCAAAGGAUAACAGACACGACCAGUCGUUGGAUGUUACUCCCAAGCAGGAUUACAAAAUAAGGCAGGAUGGGAGCAGGAACUCUGGAGAAAGGACAGACAAAUCAACAUUUCAUUCCCCACAAAAUAAAAAAGAGCGGAAAUUUGGAGGUGAAAGUGUCCCGGCUGCAAGCAAACAGCCUUCCCUUGAGACCAAACAGAGCGAAUUCCCCUCAUACCUCCUAGGUGGCAAUUCCAGAACCCUGAAGAACUUUGUGAUCCCGAAAGUGAAGCGGGACGGUGUUGAUAAAGGUCCCCAACUGCCACACAGCGUUGCUGUUGUUGACAACUGGAAAGAACCCCGUGUUUUGCUGGAGAGGAGGUCGCUGGUUGAGAACUUUAAAAAAGGCUCCAAGCCUGUCGUGACGCUUAAGCGACUAAACCCUGACGACAUACAGAGCAUCAAAAAGGAACUGAAGAUCAUGUACAAGGCCAGGAAUUGGUCUUCUUGUCACAAAUCCAGAGACACGUCAUUUAGCGAGAAGGCAAACAAGCGCAGACACGGUAUGAUCAGCAAGACGCCCAAGUAUACUUGCGACUCGGAUGAAGAGGAGAAAGAUGGCGAUGACGACAAUGACGACAGAUCUGACGAUGAGGUGGCUAGGAAAAGGCAGAAGAAAGGUCAUGACAAGGCAUGGAAGCAUGAAGCCAGAAAGGGUCGUCACCGCCAGCAAAACUGGAGCUCGGAUGAGAGCGAUGGUGGUCCACCACCAAAUUUAAGUGACGUGUCCAGAAAAUUGAAGAAAAAACACAAAGAGAGAAAGGCAUACGAGAAGAUGCGACCUGAGGAUUUGAUGGAUUCUUCCACUUUUAAGAGAUUCACUGCCACUGUAGACAGCAUCCUGGAGAGCCUCGAGGAUGUUGACUUGACUGCUGCAGAUAAUGAUGAUGAUGAUGGAAUACCACAAGAGUUGCUUCUUGGAAAGCACCAGUUGAGCGAGUUGGGGAGCGAUUCUUCUAAGAUUAAAGAUAUGGGCAUCUUUAAUAAGUUUCCAUCUGAGAAAAUGGUGAAAUUUAUGAACAUAUUGGAGAAGAACAUUCAGGAUAGUGUUAAACUUUCAACAUUAAUGAAUCAAGGCAACGACUCCAUGGAUGAGGAGCGGUUAUGGCGCGACCUCAUCUUGGAGCGUGUGACAAAGUCAGCUGAUGCCUGUCUGACUGCGCUGAAUAUCAUGACGUCACCACGCAUGCCCAAGGUUGUUUUCAUCGAAGACGUCAUUGAGAGGGUGUUGCAGUACACCAAGUUCCACAUGCAGAACUCUUUGUACCCCCAGUAUGACCCUGCCUACAAAGUGGAUUCCCAUGGAGGUGGCUCGCACAAUUCAAAGGGCAAGAAAGCAAAGUGUUCUGCUCAUAAGCAGAAGACGGUGGUCCAGCUUUACAACAAAGUGUGCGACAUUGUCGGCAGCAUUUCGGAGCUGGUGGAGGUCCAGCUGCUAACUGACACCACUAUCCUCCAGGUGUCCGCUCUUGGUAUCACACCAUUUUUUGUGGAGAACGUCAGUGAGCUGCAGUUGAGCGCCAUCGCUUUGGUGACCGCAGUGUUCUCUCGCUACAGGAAGCACAGGCAACUCAUUCUAGAAGAGAUCUUCAGCUCCAUGGCCAGGCUGCCCUCAAGCAAACGCAACCUUCGAAACUUCAGAUUGAACAGCAUCGAUUUGGACGGAAGCGGCAAGCAUAUCCAGAUGGUCACCGCCUUGGUUCUUCAGCUCAUCCAGUGUGUGGUGCAGCUUCCCUCUUCAAGGGAUUCAGAAGAUGAACAUAAUAAGAAGGUGGACAAAGACGUCCUCAUCACAAAUUCCUAUGAGACGGCCAUGAGAACGGCUCAGAACUUCCUGUCUGUGUUUCUCAAAAAAUGUGGCAGUAAGCAAGGAGAGGACGACUACAGGCCUCUAUUUGAGAACUUUGUCCAUGAUCUUCUGUCCACUGUUAACAAACCCGAGUGGCCUGCUGCUGAACUGCUGCUCAGCUUACUAGGUCGCCUCCUGGUGCACCAAUUCAGUAACAAGCAGACAGAGAUGGCGCUCAGGGUGGCAUCGCUGGACUACCUUGGCACUGUUGCUUCUCGCCUGCGUAAAGACGCAGUGAAUAGCAAGAUGGACCAGAAGGCUAUCGACCGCAUCCUCAAAGAAUCUCCGGGCAACAAUGAGACGCAGCAACUCCAGAGGGCUUUGCUCGGCUACAUCGAGGAGAAGAGCGAAAUAGAUCCUUCCCUAGUGUUUGCCAGGAGUUUCUACAUCGCCCAGUGGUACAGGGACAUCGCAAGCGAGACGGACAAGGCCAUGAAGUCUCACAAUGACGAUGACGAGGACCCUAAAGGUCUGUACGAUUCCAAUGAUGCCAACACCACUGAGGAGAUAAUGCAGAGGGCUGAGUUACGGAAAAAGUUCUUGCGCAAGGUCAUCAGGAACUCCCAUACCAGGAUCACCUCUGAGACAAUGGACUACAAGGACUCCUGUCUCAUUGUUCGUUAUUUGGCCUCCAUGAGGCCAUUCGCGCAGAGCUUUGACAUUUAUUUAUCACAGAUUCUGAGAGUGCUCGGCGAGAGCGCCAUCGCAGUCAGAACUAAAGCCAUGAAGUGUCUGUCUGAGGUCGUGGCUGUGGAUCCAAGUAUCCUAGCAAGGUCUGACAUGCAGCGUGGGGUUCACGGUCGCUUAAUGGACAACUCCACCAGCGUGCGAGAGGCAGCCGUGGAGCUUGUCGGUCGCUUUGUGCUUAGUCGACCCGAGCUCAUUGAGCAGUACUAUGACAUGCUCAUCGAGAGGAUAUUGGACACAGGUAUCAGCGUGAGGAAGCGAGUCAUUAAGAUCCUGAGGGAUAUUUGCUUGGAGCUGCCCGACUUCCACAAGAUCACAGAGAUGUGUGUCAAGAUGAUCCGAAGGGUCAACGACGAGGAGGGGAUUAAGAAACUGGUGAAUGAAACCUUCCAGAAACUGUGGUUCACGCCCACCCCCAGCCACGACACGGACGCCAUGACCAGAAAAAUCCUCAACAUUACAGAUGUGGUUCUUGCUUGCAAAGAUUCUGGCUAUGACUGGUUUGAGCAACUCCUCCAAAAUCUACUUAAAUCAGAAGAAGCAGCUUCAUACAAACCUGCUAAGAAGGCCUGCAGUCAGCUGGUGGACAAUCUGGUGGAGCACAUACUCACAUAUGAGGAGCCUAUUGCAGAUUGUGAGGACAAAGGAGUGAACUCAGGUCACUUGGUAGCAUGCAUCACCACCCUCUACCUGUUCAGCAAAAUCAGACCACAGCUGAUGGUCAAACACGCCAUGACCAUGCAGCCCCACCUUACCACCAAGUGCAACACUCAAAAUGACUUUAUGGUGAUUUGCAACGUCGCUAAGAUCCUGGAGCUGGUUGUGCCUCUGAUGGACAAUCCUAGUGAGAAUUUUCUCACCACCAUAGAAGAAGAUCUCAUGAAGCUCAUCAUCAAAUAUGGCAUGACGGUUGUACAACACUGUGUAAGCUGUCUUGGUGCUGUGGUGAACAAGGUGACGCACAACCACAAGUUUGUUUGGGCUUGUUUUAAUCGCUUCUAUGGCGCCUUGGCUAAACUCAAGACCCAGCACCAGGAAGACCCCAACAGCUCCACUCUGGUCACCAACAAACCCACGCUGCUACGCUCACUGUUUACGGUGGGAGCUUUGUGUCGACACUUUGACUUUGACCAAGAGGAGUUCAAAGGCGCAAACAAGAUCGUCAUAAAGGACAAAGUGUUGGAGCUUCUCCUGUACUUCACUAGCCACAAAGAUGAAGAAGUCCAGAUGAAGGCCUUGAUAGGUUUAGGCUUCCAGUUCAUCAUGCACCCGGAGCUCAUGUUUGUCCAAGACGUGAAGGGUCUCUACAAUACCACCCUCUCUGAUGAGCACAGUUUAGUCAGUCUGAAGAUCCAGGUUCUUAAAAACCUGCAGACAUACCUACAGGAGGAGGACUCACGAAUGCAAGAGGCUGAUCGCGAAUGGAAGGAUAAGGCCAAACAGGAGGAUCUAAAGGAGAUGGGCGACAUCUCCUCAGGCAUGAGCAGCUCCAUCAUCCAGAUCUACCUGAAGCAAGUGCUGGAGUCCUUCCUCCACACGCAGUCCACCGUGCGGCACUUUGCUCUGAGCGUGAUCACGCUGACCCUCAGCCAGGGCCUCAUCCACCCUGUGCAGUGCGUACCGUACUUGAUUGCCAUGGGAACCGACCCUGAGCCAACCAUGAAGAACAAGGCUGAUCAACAGCUGGUGGAGAUUGACAAGAAAUACUCAGGCUUUAUCCAUAUGAAGGCCGUAGCAGGGUUGAAGUUAUCCUAUCAGGUCCAGCGAGCCAUCGCUGGGUCGAAAGACGUGGUCCUUCGAGGUUUCCGCCACCAAGACACCGACUCUGCCCUCUGCUCCCACUUGUACACUUUGGUCCGGGGGAACCGUCAACACCGGCGAGCUUUCCUCAUUUCAUUGCUGAACAUGUUUGACGACAGCUCUAGAACAGAGGUGAACUUGCUGGUCUUUGUAGCAGACAACUUGGCCUGCUUCCCUUACCAGACGCAGGAGGAGCCUCUUUUCAUCAUGCACCAUGUGGACAUCACUCUGUCUGUCUCUGGGAGCAACCUGCUUCAGUCUUUCAAGGAGUGUCUAAGAAAAGGACCGGUGCCGAAGCCAAAGAAGACGAAGAAGAUAAAGAAGAAAAAGAAGAAGAAACCCAGGAGGAUGAGAGAAGUCUCCGACGAUGAGGACAGCCAAGGGAGCAGUAGCCAAUCCAGCAGCAGUAGUAGUAGCAGCAGCAGCAGCAGCAGCAGCAGCGAUGAGGAGGACAAGAAGGUCCACGGGCAGAAAAAGGUGGAUUCUGACUCCGACAUGGACGACGAGGACGUCGUCAUGGCCCGCCUCCCUGAGGACUCAAAGCCUCUGCUGGACUUUUCCAUCGCUUCACAGGGAAUCCUGCUGCUGCUCGUGCUCAAGCAGCAUCUGAAGAAUCUAUACGGCUUCUCAGACAGCAAAAUCCAGAAGUACUCGCCAACAGAGUCUGCCAAAGUGUAUGACAAGGCCGUGAACAGGAAAUCCAAGGUGCACUUCAACCCCCGCCAGACACUUGACUUCCUCAAGGGUGGUCUUAGCAGCACGGCUCUGAGCAAAGAAACCAAGAGGGAUAUUGUCAAGCAGUAUUUAGAUUUCAAAGUGCUGAUGGAGCACCUGGAUCGCGAGGAAGAGGAAGAGGAGGGCGAAGCCAGCGCCAAUGCCAGAAACAAGGCAAUUACCUCGCUGCUAAGAGGGCCCAAACCUCGAAACCACAACCACAACAAUCACACGGCGCAAGCUGAGUCAGACGACGAGGAGAGCGAGGAUGAAGAUCCCCCACCGCAAAAGUCAAAAAGAGGUGACGACUCAGCAGAGGAUUCUGCCAACAUGAACGAGAGGGUGGAGGUGAUGGACAUUGUUGCUAUCUGCUGUCCCAAAUACAAAGACCGGCCGCAGAUCGCCCGGGUGGUCCAGAAGACCAAAAGUGGCUAUAGUGUACACUGGAUGUCCGGUUCUUAUUCAGGCCCCUGGGUUGUGGCCAAGAAAAGAGACGGUCGCAAGAAGGUGCCUUGGGUGGACAAUAUCAAGGAGUCGGACAUUAUUUAUAAGAAAAUCUCCUUAACUAGCGGACUGAAGCUUACAAACAAAGUGGCACAGACGUUACGGGCACUAUACGCUGCCAAGGAUGAGACAAAGCAUUGAUCAUCUGAAAUCAUUCACACACGCAAUCCUUUGGCAGCCCAUGUGGAUCCAGUAUGUUACAGAGAGACAUUCAUAUCUCUUUUCUAUUUAAGGACCUAAUAGAGGAACAUAAGAAACACACCAGAAGGAAAUGUUUUGGGGAAAACAUUUGCGUGGGAGUUCCUUCGCUGUUGUGCAGCAUCUCGGUUCAUUUUUACUCCCACUGACUUGUAUUAUAGUUGAACUAAAAUAUGUUUAUAUCUGAACAUAAUUCUGUAAAAAAAAAAGAAAGUGAAUGUUGGAAAUUAGUGUAUUGACCAUGUUCUUAAUAAAGUGUUUUUGGACUUUAA
Dunckerocampus dactyliophorus (ringed pipefish) is the source of this 9172-nucleotide messenger RNA. RefSeq names its product nipped-B-like protein B. The coding region runs from base 570 to 8843 and encodes 2757 amino acids. Lineage: Eukaryota; Metazoa; Chordata; Actinopteri; Syngnathiformes; Syngnathidae. The transcript is spliced from 47 exons. Gene Ontology annotation, molecular function: chromatin binding. Gene Ontology annotation, biological process: regulation of gene expression; embryonic viscerocranium morphogenesis; brain development. Gene Ontology annotation, cellular component: Scc2-Scc4 cohesin loading complex. The record is from RefSeq and is a predicted model, not a curated record.